Coccinella septempunctata (seven-spotted ladybird) is the source of this 943-nucleotide messenger RNA. Its product is annotated as elongation of very long chain fatty acids protein AAEL008004-like. Gene Ontology annotation, molecular function: fatty acid elongase activity. The record is from RefSeq and is a predicted model, not a curated record. NCBI's taxonomy places the organism in Eukaryota, Metazoa, Arthropoda, Insecta, Coleoptera, Coccinellidae. The transcript is spliced from 6 exons. Gene Ontology annotation, cellular component: endoplasmic reticulum membrane. The coding region runs from base 118 to 894 and encodes 258 amino acids. Gene Ontology annotation, biological process: fatty acid elongation, monounsaturated fatty acid; very long-chain fatty acid biosynthetic process; sphingolipid biosynthetic process.
CAUUUCGAUACUGCUAUUUCGAAGAAAGAGAGAUAAGCGUAUGUUUUGCCAUUAAUAUAAGUCGACUUCAAGUAUCAUCAGUAACAGAUAUACUAAAUUUAGGGAAGUGUGGUCGCCAUGGUUUUCUCGGCAAUACAUGAUUAUUUUGAAAGAACGGGAGAUCCGAGAGCAAAGCACUACUUUCUUAUGGAUUCAAUAUGGAAACCAGUCGCAAUCACAGCCGCCUAUUUACUAAUUGUACAAGUAUUUGGACCACGGCUCAUGAAGGAUAGAAAACCCUUCGAUGUCAAGAAAUAUGUUAUGGCAUACAAUAUCGUACAAGUAGCAGUAAAUUUGUAUUUAACAGUCAUUGUUUUGGAUGCAUUUUCGAAGCGGAAUAUUACCUCAUGUAUAGAUAUAGAUUACACAAAUAGUGAAACAGGAUACAGAGAGCUCAAGUGUUCUUACAUAUAUUUUCUAAUCAAAAUUUUAGACGGAAUGGACACCAUCUUUUUCAUAUUGAAAAAAAGCUUCAGGCAGAUGAGUUUCCUUCACAUAUAUCAUCAUGCUAUUAUGAUGAUGAUUACAUGGUUAGUUACAAAAUACUGUGGAGGUGGACAAAGUGGAUGGGCAUGUAUUUUCAAUUCCAUUAUUCAUACUCUCAUGUACUCUUACUAUUUCCUCACAGCAUACGACAGUAAAUACAAGGAUAGUCCAAUGAAAAAAUUCAUAACCCAACUACAACUGGUGCAGUUUUUCCUCCUCCUAUACUUUUACAGUUACUCACUUUUUAGUUCCUGUAAUUAUAGCAAACUCAUGAGCCUACUGGUGAUAUCACAAGCAUUGAUUUUCAUCAAUCUUUUCAGCAAAUUUUACUACAAUUCUUAUAUUAGGACAAAAAAAGAUAAUAAGUAAGAGAAAAGAGAGUAUGAUGUUACUUCAAUUCAUACACGAGAAGAAAGUG